AGCCCCUCUCCUUAAAACAACUUGCAAUGGCCACUAAACUCUCCCAUCUUUAUGCAUCCAUCCUCCUCCUUGUUUUUAUUCACCCUUUCACAGCUCAAUCCAGGACUUUGAAGUCCAAUACUUUUGAGUUCCUUCAAAACCUGGAGGGAUGCCAGAAGGGGCAAAAUGUUAAAGGGCUCAAGGAGCUCAAACACCACCUCAAAAAUAUUGGAUACUAUCCAAAAGAUCAUCAGCAUGAUAUCAAGCUUAGCGAUGAUUUUGAUGAGAUCUUCGAAUCUGCGCUCAAAACCUACCAAAAGAAUUACCGUCUCAAGGUUACUGGGAGUCUUGAUUCUGAUACUAUAAAGGAACUUAUGAUUCCUCGAUGUGGAGUUCCUGAUCCCAUCAACCACGUCGAUACAUCAAAACAGGCAGGCAGAACUGAACACGACAGCAAGUCGAGCAAGUUCCACACGGUUUCUCACUACAGCUUCUUUGGUGGAACGCCGAGGUGGCCAUCUUCCAAAUUUCAUCUCACUUACACUUUCAGCUCCAGUGUCCAAGUUAUUGACAUGCAGGAACUGAGGUCUGCAUGCUCACGAGCAUUCCAAAAGUGGGCAGACGUAACCCAGUUUACAUUCCAGGAAGCUUCUGAAGGUUCCCAGGCAGAUAUUGUAAUCGGAUUUCAAAGUGGCGAUCAUGGUGACCGGUACCCUUUCGACGGUCCGGGACGCAUACUAGCCCACGCCUUUGCACCGACAGAUGGGAGGUUCCAUUAUGAUGCGGACGAGAAAUGGAGCACCAACCCAAGCGCAGAUGAAGUGGACCUGGAAUCAGUAGCUGUUCAUGAAAUCGGGCAUCUUCUCGGACUCGAUCACAGCAUGGAUCAAAAUUCCAUUAUGUUCGCAGAAAUUCCACAAGGAACUAUCAAAAGGGAUCUCGGUCAGGAUGAUAUUGCUGGCAUACGUGCUUUGUACUCCAAUUAAUCACGAAGCCCCCGUAAUAUGCUAGUUAACA
Populus trichocarpa (black cottonwood) is the source of this 996-nucleotide messenger RNA. RefSeq names its product metalloendoproteinase 1. The transcript has a single exon. Lineage: Eukaryota; Viridiplantae; Streptophyta; Magnoliopsida; Malpighiales; Salicaceae. The record is from RefSeq and is a predicted model, not a curated record. Gene Ontology annotation, molecular function: metalloendopeptidase activity; zinc ion binding. Gene Ontology annotation, biological process: collagen catabolic process; extracellular matrix organization; proteolysis. The coding region runs from base 27 to 965 and encodes 312 amino acids. Gene Ontology annotation, cellular component: extracellular matrix.